Messenger RNA from Cucurbita pepo subsp. pepo (vegetable marrow), 1966 nucleotides. NCBI's taxonomy places the organism in Eukaryota, Viridiplantae, Streptophyta, Magnoliopsida, Cucurbitales, Cucurbitaceae. The record is from RefSeq and is a predicted model, not a curated record.
CGCAAUUGAGAGUGAAAAUGUGGAGACUUAAGUUGGGAGAAGGAGCAAAUGAUCCGUACUUAUUCAGUUCCAACAACUUUGUGGGAAGACAAACGUGGGAUUUCGAGCCUGAUGAAGGCACUCCAGAAGAGCGAGCUGAAGUGGAAGAAGCCCGCCAAAAUUAUUACCAUAAUCGUUUCAAAGUUCGAUGUAGUAGUGACCUUUUUUGGAAAUUUCACUUUCUAAGAGAGCGAAAUUUCAAGCAAACAAUUCCAAUAGUGAAAGUGGAGGAAGCAAUAAUUAAUAAGGAAACAGCGAGCAUUGCACUGAGAAGAGCCACCAAGUUCUUUGCAGCCUUACAAAGCCCUCAUGGCCAUUGGCCUGCUGAAAACGCUGGCCCUAUGUUUUAUUUCCCUCCAUUGGUAUUUUCGUUGUAUAUUACGGGACAUCUCCACAUCAUAUUCUUAGAAGAGCACCGAAAGGAAAUCCUUCGCUAUGCAUAUUGUCAUCAGAAUGAAGAUGGUGGAUGGGGAUUGCACAUUGUAGGACAAAGUUGUAUGUUUUGUACUGUUUUUAACUAUAUUCAACUUCGUUUGUUGGGGGAAGAACCCGACAAGGAUGAGUGUUUUAGAGCUCGAAAAUGGAUUCUAGAUCACGGAGGUGCUAUUUAUACACCUUCCUGGGGAAAGAUUUGGCUCUCGAUUCUGGGAGUUUACGAGUGGGAGGGAGCAAACCCCAUGCCUCCAGAAUUUUGGUUAUUAGGGAAAUUACUUCCUUUCAUUCCACGAAGUUUGUUAUGCUAUUCUAGAUUGACACUUCUUCCUAUGUCAUAUUUAUAUGGAAAACGAUUUGUUGGACCCCUCACGCCUCUCAUUCUUCAAUUACGUCAAGAAAUCUAUACUCAACCUUACAAUAACAUUAAAUGGAGCCCAACCCGCCAUUUUUGUGCAAAGGUAUGUCAAUUUGAUCAUGAAUUCUCGGAGAUACUUAAGAAGGGGCAUGACUUCAUUAAACAAUCACAGGUUAGAGAGAAUCCUUCGGGUGAUUUUCGAAGUAUGUAUCGUCACAUAUCAAAAGGAAGUUGGACAUUCUCCGAUCAAGAUCAUGGAUGACAAGUUUGUGAUGAUACUCCAUAAAAUUUAUUGUGUUUGAUAUUUUCUACAAUGCCUUCCAACAUAGUAGGAGAUCCAAUGGAACCACAAUUGUUUUUUGAAGCCGUCAAUAUCAUACUAUCCUUCCAAGCAAAAAAUGGUGGAGUCUCAGCUUGGGAGCCUACCGGAGGUGUACCAUCAUGGUUUGAGCGACUGAAUCCAGUAGAGUUCUUCGAAUACACCAUAUUGGAGCUUGAAUACGUAGAAUGCACGUCAGCGUCGAUCCAGGCACUUAUUCUAUUUAAGAAGCUAUUUCCAAGUCACAGAAAGAAAGAAAUAGAAACGUUUUUAAGUAAAGCAGUAAAGUAUUUGGAAGAAACACAGAAAGAGGAUGGAUCAUGGUAUGGAAAUUGGGGAAUUUGUCACAUUUACGCAACAUACUUCGCUAUAAAAGGAUUAGUGGCAUCUGGAAACACUUACCAAAAUUCCUCAACCCUACAAAGAGGUGUGGAGUUGCUUCUUAAAAUUCAAUAUCCAGACGGUGGGUGGGAAGAGAGUCACAUUUCAUGUAGAGAAAAGAAAUACAUUCCUCUUCCGGGGAAUUCUUCCAAUCUUGUUCAAACUUCCUUUGCUUUAAUAGCUUUGAUCCAUUCUCAACAGGAAAAGAGAGACCCAACUCCCCUUCACCGUGGAGCAAAGCUAUUGAUUAAUUCUCAACUGGAGAAUGGUGAUUACCCUCAACAAGAAAUAAGUGGAGUAUUUAUGAACACAUGCAUGCUACACUAUGGACUAUACAAGAACGUAUUCCCAUUGUGGGCACUUGCAGAAUAUUGUAAUAAGGUUUCAUUGCCAUAGUUUCAACCAAAUUUAUAUAACAUGCUUCCAGAUUUUUUUCA